Molecule: messenger RNA, 2796 nt
Organism: Emys orbicularis (European pond turtle)
Lineage: Eukaryota; Metazoa; Chordata; Testudines; Emydidae
Product: calcium-activated chloride channel regulator 2-like
Exons: 14
Coding region: 1-2796 (931 amino acids)
Biological process (GO): chloride transport
Cellular component (GO): plasma membrane
Molecular function (GO): intracellularly calcium-gated chloride channel activity
Source: RefSeq, a predicted model, not a curated record
AUGAGCUGCGGAGACGGGGCGGCUGCUGCAGGCUGGCUGCUGACGCUGCUCACUCUGGCGGCCGCCCGGGGCGCUGCGGUGCAGCUGCAGGGCAAUGGCUACGAUGGGCUACUUGUUGCGAUCAACCCGCAGGUGCCAGAAGACCAGAAACUCCUCGCAAACAUCAAGGAAAUGAUAACUGAAGCUUCUUUUUAUUUGUUCAAUGCUACACAAAGAAGAGUCUAUUUCCAGAAUAUAAAGAUUUUAAUACCUGCUACAUGGAAAGCAAACAGUUAUGGGAAACCAAAACAUGAGUCAUAUGAAAAGGCAGAGGUCAUAGUUGCUGCUCCUUAUUGGAAACAUGGAGAUGAGCCAUAUACGCUACAAUAUGGAGAAUGUGGAAACAUGGGAAAAUAUAUUCAUUUCACACCUAACUUCCUAGUAAAUGAUUAUUUGAUUGAUGUCUAUGGAUCACGGGGCAGAGUUUUUGUCCAUGAAUGGGCCCACCUUCGAUGGGGGGUAUUUGACGAGUAUAAUAAUGAAAAGCCUUUCUAUAUAACUGGACAAAAUCAAGUUAAAGUUACAAGGUGUACAUCUGACCUUACAGGGAUCUAUGUCUGUGAAAAAGAAUCCUGCACUGAAGGAAAUUGUGUCAUUAAUCAGCUGACGGGACUUUUUAAGGAAGGAUGUGCAUUUAUUCCUGAGAGAACUCAAACUGCAAAGUCAUCAAUAAUGUACAUGCAAAGCUUAUCAUCUGUGGUUGAAUUUUGUAAUGAAAGUAACCAUAAUAGAGAAGCUCCCAAUCUGCAAAACAGAAUGUGCGACUAUAGAAGUACAUGGGAUGUAAUAAUAAGCUCUAUGGACUUUAAUAACACCCUUCCAAGGACCGACACCAGCCUCCCACCUCCUCCUACCUUCUCAUUGCUACAGAAGAGAGACAGAGUGAUCUGUUUAGUUCUCGAUGUUUCCCACAGCAUGAAUGGGGAUGAUCGGAUCAAUCGACUGCGUCAGGCAGCAGAACUGUAUCUACUGCAAGUUGUUGAAGACAAUUCUUAUGUUGGUAUUGUCACCUUCAAUAACGAAGGAGAAAUCAGAAGUCAGUUGCGUCAAAUAGUCAACAAGGACAUAAGGAAACAGCUUGCUUCUUACCUACCUACUGCUGCACCUAGUGGAAGAACAAACAUUUGUGUGGGUCUGCAGCUGGGAUUUGAGGUGAUUAAAAAACAAGAUGGAAAUAUAUAUGGUUCUGAAAUUAUAUUACUGACAGCUGGAGAAGACAGUGGGAUAAUUGAAUGCUUUUCUAACAUAAUUAACAGUGGAUCGAUCAUUCACACCAUUGCUCUUGGCCCAUCUGCUGCUAAAGAAGUUGAACAAUUAGCCCAUGAGACAGGGGGCUUAGCGUUUUUUGCCUCAGAUAGACUGGACUCCAAUGACCUAAUUGAUGGUUUCUGCGCAAUUUCAUCAGGGAGUGGAGAUACUUUCAGUCAUUCCAUUCAGAUUGAAAGUGCUGGUGAAAGGACUGAGAGCUAUAAUCAGUUUAGUAGGACAGUGUCUAUUGAUAGCACAGUAGGAAAGGAUACCUUCUUUGUAGUAACAUGGCAGACUGCUGAACCUCCGAGGAUCACUCUCCUUGAUCCCAAUGGAAAAAACUACACCAAUAAGGACUUUGAGGUUAAUACAGUGUUGCAGGUAGCUCGUCUCCAGAUUCCAGGAAUUGCAGAGGUUGGGGAGUGGACCUACGCUCUCAUGAAUACUCACCUAUCCCCUCAAGCUCUAACUAUGACAGUGACUUCUCGAGCAGCAAACUCUACUAUACCUGCAAUAACUGUGAAAGCCCACAUCAGUAAUGAUAGAAACGAAUACCCUAGAUCGAUGGUUGUUUAUGCACAAGUCACUCGAGGGCUUUCACCUAUUCUUGGAGCAAAUGUAACUGCCAUUAUCAAACCAGAGACUGGAGAUCCACUUAUCUUGGAACUUUUAGACAAUGGUGCAGGGUCAGACAUUGUCAAGAAUGACGGUGUCUAUUCCAGGUACAUCUAUUCUUUCUCUGAAAAUGGCAGAUACAACUUGAAAAUACGUGUUCAACGAGCUAACAAGACUGUCAGACCACACCCCACAGUGCCAUGGAGUCAUUCUAUGUAUAUACCUGGUUACACAGAAAAUGGUAAGAUCCAGAUGAACCCACCAAGACCCUCCGUCAUCAGUAAUGAAGAUAUUCAAACCAGAGUAGGUGGCUUCAGCAGAACAGCCUCAGGAGGCUCCUUCAUAUUGUCUGCAGUUCCUACUAGACCCCAGACUGAUGUGUUUCCACCAUGUAAAAUUAUUGAUCUUCAUGCCAGAACAGCCAAUGAUAUGAUUAUUUUAUCAUGGACAGCAUCAGGGGAUGAUCUUGACCAGGGGCAAGCUGCAAGUUACGAAAUAAGAACAAGUGAAAGUCCUCUGGAACUAAGAGACAACUUUGAUAAAACUAUGUUGGUGAAUACUUCUGAUUUGACACCUCAGCAUGCUGGGUACAAGGAAAUAUUUGUAUUUAAACCAGAAGCUUUUGCAACAGAAAAUAUCACCAUCAUCUAUGUGGCUGUAUGUGCCAUUGAUAAAUCCUCUCUGCACUCUGAUAUAUCUAAUAUAGCACAAGCAGUGAAGUUUGUUCCCCCAAUGGAUUAUCUCACUGGUAAUAUUGAGUACAGUGUUUCAAGGAAAGUGUUGCUAGGAUUUGGGUUAAUAACAGCAGUUUGCCUUAUUACAAGUGCAACCAUAUGUGCUUUAAAGAAAAGGAAGAAAGUGGUUAUUGCAGAAACUGCAACAAGUCUACUGUGA